Molecule: messenger RNA, 819 nt
Organism: Prorocentrum cordatum
Lineage: Eukaryota; Dinophyceae; Prorocentrales; Prorocentraceae
Source: the annotation of a GenBank genome assembly
AUGGACAGCAAAGUCAAGUACCUAGGCAUGAGAAUCGGGCCCAGAUGUGCCUCGUUAUCGUGGCGAGGUCCAUUCGAGAAACACCUCGAACGUGCCCACAUUGAGAGUGGUCUGGACAUCGGUUUUUUGCUAACCAUGCAGUUGUACAACGCAUUCAUUGCUUCGGUGUUGUGUUUCGUGGGGCAGCUAGACGCGUUCCCCCAUGAGUUCGCUGGCUUGGAGAAAGAGGCGCGCGCCAUACGGUUCGGAGGCGCCGAGGGCGGCAGCGCGGGCUCCAGAUCCGGCGCGCCCAGGGAAGCGGCCUCUGCCACGGCCGGCGGCCUCGUGCAGACGAAGCCCAACGACCCGUGGGCCUGGAGCACCGGGCAUGCGGCGUAUUACGCCCAAGUCAAGGACAAGGCGUCUGACAAGAAGCGGCGCGGGGCGUCGCGCUCCCGCUCUCGCCGCGGCGACGCCCGCGGCGACGCGGCGCCCGCCGGGCCGCCCCGGGGCUCCAGGUCGCGCUCGCGCGGCGGGGAGGCGGAGCGCAGGCGCGACCGGAGCCGCUCGCGCGGCCGCAGGAGACGGGACAGGAGCGAGAAGCGGCAGCGGGACGUGGAGGUGGAGGGCCCCAGCGAUCGGGGCCUCUUCCGGGUCAACUGUGUCUUCGGCGUGGGGCUGAGCAUCGGCCGCACCAUGACCGCCACGGGCCCGUGGCGGACCUCCAGGGAGGGCGCCGAGGCCGACGGCGAGCGGCUGCGCGCUGCGUACUACCAGGGCGGGCCGUCCACGCUCACCGCCGUGAAGAACGCGCUGUACGCGGACGAAAAGAGCGGCGGG